UUGAUUACCAUCUAACGUAAUUUCUGCGAUGGUGAUAAAUUACCGUCAGUUUGUCCCAAAAAAUAAUUAAAUCACGUUGAUCUUGGUGGUUAUUCGAUCGGGCUUUCUGCGAGCGACGGCGGGUCAAAAAGGCCCGACCCGUCUCGUUCGAAGACGACAUCCGCGGCGGCCGUCGAGUUCGAAGUUCGAACCCCGUAAACCGAAACGAAGGAGAAGAAGAAGGAGAAGGAGAUGGGGAAGGAAGCGAGCUUGGAGGGGGAGAGGGUGGCGCUGGUGCCGUACACGGCGGCGCACGUGCCCAAGUACCACGAGUGGAUGCAGGACCCGGCCCUCCUCGCCGCCACCGGCUCCGAGCCGCUCUCCCUCGAUCAGGAGUUCCAGAUGCAGCGUUCUUGGACCCUCGACCCACUCAAGCAGACGUUUAUCAUAUUGGACAAGGAAAUGGUGGACGGGAAGUAUAUGCAAGGAGAUCCCCAUGUGGAAGCCAUGGUUGGUGAUGUGAACAUAUACAUGAAUGAUUUGGACGAUCCCCAGAUGGCAGAGAUUGAGAUAAUGAUUGCAGAGCCCAAGAGCCGUGGCAAGGGACUUGGAAAGGAAUCUGUUCUGAUGAUGAUGGCUUUUGCAAUGAAAAACUUUGGGAUCCACACUUUUCGUGCAAAAAUUGGAGAAUCGAACAGAGCAUCUCUUCAUAUGUUCCAGAAAUUGGGCUUUGUGGAGUCGUCUUACAGCGAAAUCUUCAAGGAGGUGACCUUGGAAUUAGAUGUUACGAAGGCGAAGCAGGAGGAGCUACAGUGUCUACUUGGUGAUGUUAACCACGAAUAAGAGUGAACGAAUGUGGUCGCCCUUCUUAUUUAGCUGUGAGCAGUUAUCUUCAUUUGGGGGAGUGUUGCUGACGUGCACAAUGAUUGGCGCUGUAAAGAGUUGAACAGACAAAGUAACAGUUUGUACUACAUCGUAUUUUUUCUCCCCCAUUAUGUACAUAGCAAUUUGCGUGCCCCACA
Messenger RNA from Eucalyptus grandis, 1001 nucleotides. Its product is annotated as N-acetyltransferase 9-like protein. The record is from RefSeq and is a predicted model, not a curated record. The coding region runs from base 232 to 822 and encodes 196 amino acids. The transcript is spliced from 6 exons. Gene Ontology annotation, molecular function: N-acetyltransferase activity. Gene Ontology annotation, biological process: protein acetylation. Lineage: Eukaryota; Viridiplantae; Streptophyta; Magnoliopsida; Myrtales; Myrtaceae.